This is a messenger RNA of Anopheles stephensi (Asian malaria mosquito), 4954 nucleotides long. RefSeq lists its product as uncharacterized. Bases 755 to 3787 code for a protein of 1010 amino acids. Gene Ontology annotation, molecular function: DNA binding; protein binding. The transcript is spliced from 9 exons. The record is from RefSeq and is a predicted model, not a curated record. NCBI's taxonomy places the organism in Eukaryota, Metazoa, Arthropoda, Insecta, Diptera, Culicidae.
AUGCGAGUUUGACAGUUGAAGCUUUGCAAACAUCUCGUGUGCAGGCAAAAGAUACGCGAUCCGCGAUUCGGGACUUGAAAAAGAAGGAUUCAUUUGAUUUAAGAUCGCAAUUUAGUGCCGCUCGCUAUUCACAACGGGACAGAGGCAUGUGUUACGCGUAACAGUGUGUAGCGAAAUUCGUUUCUCGAGUGAACGCUUCGCCCCGCUUCGUACGUAGAGAAAGUUAUCGGAAUUGAAAAAUAUAACCUCACUUUUCGCUUCGGCGGGUGUUGCUUCGGUUCGGACAGGAAGAGAAACAAACCGCCCGAACCAAAAGUGAUCGAAAUCGAAGCAAACCCACGCGUCACGAAAUUAAGCGCCAAUCGAAUUUUCUUCAUUCGAAUCCAGUCCAACCCCGACGAAGAUUGCGGAUUAGAAGGCGUUUUUACUUUGUUGGUCGAAAGUGUUUUUCGCUUAUGUGAUGCAUUCGCGGUGAUACAAGCGGUGUAAAACCGUUCGGUAUGAGAGUAAAACUCGCUAAUAAUUACGUGUUGAUGGCGGUGUAGCAUCCACCAGCUCAAGCGUGUCUUGCAAAAAUUUGCUAGUUUCGUGGCAAAAUCUUACCGUGCGGUGUUAAGUUGGAAGCAAAAUAAGCUUUUCAAAACAUCUGUGAGUUCACAGGUGGUGUGUAGGAGUGAUACAUUGUAACGCCUUGAACAUUGGACGGGUGACCUCGCUAAGAACACCGAGCCGUGCCUACGGACAACCGGGCAACAUGGCAAAUCAACAAGGAUUGCAACAGCGUGAGACGCUUGCCACUGAAAUACUGCAACAUCAACACAAUCAGCAGCAUCAGGACGAGGAGGAAGAGGAAGAGGGUGGCAGCAUAAGUGUGCGACCUAAUGUUGGCAUUAAGCGCAGAUACAGCGAGCUCAUGUGUGAGAGUGAUGAAGACGAUUUCGCAGGUUUUGAUGAAGAUGCCGCCAGCAGUGAAAACGGCACAAUAAACUCUCCGCGGCCACUGGAUGUUAUUUAUGAAGCGAUUUUGACAGCGGCUGAAAAAAAGUUGACAGAAAACAAUAAGCUUAUGGAGGACGACAGUGUAUCUGAGCUGCAAAACAGUAUAAAACAGGAAGAUAUGGACGUGAGCGGUACGGCUCUGAAUGAAAGCAACAGAAGCCUGGUGAAGCGUAAGGUGAAUGUGCCGGUAAACACGCAGGAUGAUAUCUACAAAGUACCCUUUAAGUAUGGUUGGAAGCGAGAACUGGUGUAUCGCGCCAACAUGGAAGGCAACAGCAAGGAUAAGGGCGAAGUGUAUUACAUUACACCCAGUGGAAAGAAGCUACGUACCCGGAAUGAUAUUGUGUCCGCCUUGCAUGACGAUCUCACGAUGGACAAUUUUACGUUCGCAAAAGAACCUGUUGGAGGAACACCUGAGGAAGAAACUAUAAGGAGCGCCAAAUCGUACAGCAAUGUUCCCAAACGGUCCAUGCCUGGUGCUGCGCAUUUUACGGCUAUGGACACAUCGGGUGAUUUAGGAAAACGAGUCCCUAAGCCCAAAAUGCCGAAAGGAGCAAGUCCUCCUUUACCCUCAUACUACGCGAAAGCCAGUGCACCCAGCCAAGCACCGUUGGCGAAAUCCUCCUCACUAAACACUCAUAUCCCAACGAAAGCUAGUGCAACUGGUGCUAGUCUGUUAGUACCCGCGAGUGGGCAACGUAGCAAUACACAGGGAGCAACAGCGACAAUGAAAGGAAAUGAAAAUAGUGCAAAUACCGGAAAGCAGGCAAAAUUCAGUGGGAAAAUCAAGGUGGAAACUUGUACUAUCCAAUGUCUACCAGCGAUGGGAAUGAUACCGCAGUUGCAGUGUAUGGUGUGCUACUGUAUGUACCAUCCGGAAUGUGUGCAUGCUACGACAGCGGAAGCAUUAGCUCGACGAUUUACUUGCAAGAGCUGCAUGGAAGACUCUAUGGCAGCGGAAGUACAGCAGCAACAAACGUACAAAGAAUCGUUCGGCAAAUUUGGCACUAACACCAACGGAAACGGUAGCCUCAAUGCCACCAAACCAUUGGUUGCCGCCACCAACAACGGUGGGUCACUAGCAACGAACCGGAUGGCAAAACCGCUCCAGUAUAAUAGUAGCACACCCAAGGAAAAAGGCAAACAGCGCUCUCAACAACAACAAGGGUUCAAGACUGCCGCCACUACUCCUGCGGCGAAUGCGUCAGCAGCAGCUGCUGACACAAGCGCUGUGAACAGUUCGUCGCCGCCCGCAAAGGACAUUCCUCCGCAAGAUGUUCUCGUGAUUGGCGCCCAUGAGUAUGUGGUCAUUCCGAAGGGCAAACCGACGACCGUGAAGGGCAAAAAAUCUUCUUCCAAACCUACCAAUUCUCUACCUCAAGCUCAAGCAAUCAAAAACUCGGAUGACGGGCGUAAAACGAACAUCAAUGCUUCCAGCGGUUCCAACAGCGCGAAGCAAACCAACUGUGCUGCCACCGACCGUAUAUCAGAUGAUGAUGCCGGAGGAACUCACGCGCCCAGCAGCAGCACUACCGUUGCACCGAGUGGGACCGGCCGCCAUCCGUCGAAUUUUCUUUCGGACGUAUCGGCAGGCUACACUUGCUUGAUGUUGAGCUUCAACUAUCUUAAAGUACAAGAACUUCUUCGCGCCUGCAGCGUGUGCCGCAUGUGGAACCAUUUAGGGAAUCAUCCCCGAUUCUGGAAAACGGUACGCAUGAAAAACUCGUACAUCAGUGACUGGGCAGGCAUGAUCGCUAAGCUGCGCAAAAAUGGUACAAAACAUCUCGACCUGCGUAAGGUACUGAACGUCGGCAGCAAUGACGAGAUGUGGCAAAGUUUCAACGAUCACAUAGGGCAGGCCGAUCAAAUCGAGGUGAUCGAUCUGUGUCGAUGCUCCUCGUCGGUGGUGGGCAACCUGUUGCGCUCUAAUCCCAACCUGCGGGUAGUGAAUGCGCUCGCGAUCAAGAAUGAUCCGAUCGAUUUUGUAAACUUUGAGCACGGUGUACGGUUGGAAGAGUUGCGCCUCAAAUCGUCGGCCGCCAUCUCACUGGAAGGCGAUCUGCAUCAGUUGGCGGCCUUACGAAACCUGAAGCACCUUUCGCUUACCUCAAUAAGCAAGCUAGGGUCAACCUCGAUCGAAGCGUUGGGUUGUCUCGUGUUGCUGGAAUCGCUUGAGCUCGGUGAAUGCACCGAGAUGGGAUCUAAUCUUGCUAGCGUGCUAACGAAACUAACUUCGUUGAAGCGGUUACGAUUAGAGAAAGGGCAGGAGAAUUGCGAUAUGUUUACCAUCCUGAACGGCAUAUCGAAGGUGAGCUCGUUAACACAGCUAGAGUUAAUCAAUUGCGAUGUCAAGUUGGGCUUCGAUCGACAUAUCGUAAACUGCACGAAUGUGAAGAAGCUGCUACUCAUCCCGACGUACGUGUCGCAGUCAGCGGCAACGAAUCGCAUGGUUUUGAAGGGAAUCAUUAAGCUUCACCAGACCCUGGAAACGGUGAUAUGGGCCAUCACCGUGGAACUUUUGCGCGUCACCGAGCUGUACAUCGAUGCGAACGUCGAGGAUGCCGAAAGCCAAAUGGGCGGUAGCAUACCGAUCCUGAAACCGGUGCCCGGCAGUGAUGAUCCACCAUCUGCCGUUGGCUCGCAGCUGGAUCUACCGGAGGAGGUUGAGAUUGUGCCGUUGAAGCGAGUGGAUUCCAUUUUGAAGCGCAAAGUUCCUAACACGAAGCUUCAAAUACUGAAGAUACCUUUCAACAAUACCUGGAAGCAAACGAUGUGUGAUUCCUCUUGAAAUGGUUGGACACUGUGGGUAAAAGUAUGCACGCUACUUUUUUCUUUUUGCGUGCGUGUCGUACGUUGGCUAGUUUCGUUUGUGACUUUUCACUGGAUGAAAGUUUCGGAAAAAGUGUGGAAGUUUUGCUUGAAAUUCUAGUUUACAUUACCUCAAAGCUGCUGGGGGUUUUGCGUUUAAUAGUAUUGGCAUUUUGCAGUUGCUAUAACAAGCUAUUGGUACUUUUACUUCCGAUAUCUGAAAAAAUGAUAUCUGAAGGGUCAUCCAGUAUAUAUCGCCCAUUGUUUCGGGUUCCUCUUCUUACUCAUGUGAUGUGAAUCGCUUGUGAUCUUUCCAUUUGCCACAAUCGGCUCGACACUAUCCUCCUCGGCUACAACCGGAGAAUUAGGAACCUUUUCUGUUGAAACUUGAGUGGAUGAACCCGAAGCGUCUGAUUUGGUUUCUUGGACGCCUUCUUGCUCAACAGACCAAUAGGUGGUAAAAACUCGGGCAUUAUCAGAGCUUCCGAUUUUCGAUAUCUGGCAUAUCAUCUUUUGGGUAUGGUCUUCCCUGUAUGAAAGUCACAUGCCCCGGGCGGUACUGCCCAAAUGUAACUUUGGUCUUUGGCGUGACCACGCAUGCAGUUUGCUGUCCUCGAGAAGAUCGUCGAAUUGUCGUCCUUUUUGUCCGCGUUUCGGGCAAAAUGGAUGGAAUCACCUUCUCCUGUAACGGUGAUUACUCUGCUAGAUCGUUUAUUUAAAAUCUUUAGAGAUGUAUUAAUCCCUUGGGAAGACGUCCCACCUCUUUGCCUACAAUCCCAUUUCUUCUCAGUUGGAGUAAUUGCCGAUUGCGCGACAAUGUCAAUACAGUCUCCAACACCACAACGUUAUGUCUGAGGUAUAUGCUUUUUCUAACGUUCAGUGCAGUUUAACGUUACUGUUCGGUUAAGCAAAUAAAAAGCAAAUUUGUCGUCAGUUAGCGCAAGGCCGGCGAAAGGCCCCCGGCAAAGGUUAUAGAGCUAGAUUUUAUAUAGGAAAAAGAACCCCCCUGUUUUUUUUUGUUUAGAAUCAGCGACGUAAGCAGCGUAGCGCGUAAUAAUAAUCAUAAGGCAAGUGAGGCAAGGUACGUAGUCGGCCAAAACAUGUACAUUUUAAAGAUAAACAAUGAAAGAAUUAAAAUACCCGUAAA